CGCAACAACGAAUAUAUCGAGUAAAAAAACCGUCUUCUCGAUCUCAUUUCCAAACACAGCGAUAAUUGUUUUGUUUUGGGUCACGUGGUAGGUCUAAAAGCCGUCAUAUCUACGACACACAACGUCACCAGGAAGGAAGAUUUUGGUUUCCAGACUCCUCGCUGUCGUCUCGAAUGUUUUGUUUUCGACCACGAGACUUUCAUAUCCGUCUUUGAAUUACCUUACAUUCGCCCCUUCGCGUUUGAACGUGUUUUAAAUAUAUGUCAAGACAUUUAAUGUCAUGAAUGCCUAGUUUUAAUUAAAGUAACUUCCUUCCAUGAGAUUCGGCAGGUCAAGGAGAUGUUAUCUUGUAAUCAGUUUUGGCAUUGUGCUGAUUCUGCUCUUUUUUUCCCACUGGAAAACAAUCAAGAUACUGGAUGAAAGUCAUGAAAAAACUGUCCUUCCCGUUAACGAGAAAGAACUUCAAAAAAGUGGAAGUGAAACGGACGAGAAAGCAAAUGGCAACAGAUGCGUAUUGGAAGAUGGUGUGCAAACCCUUGGUCACUGCAUAAAUAAAGGUGACUUAGGCUAUAAAGCUUAGCUUUAAAUUGCCCUUCAGUAUAAUUAAUAUAUUAUUCUUUACUCACUACCUAUGGGCACUGGAAUACCAGGUGAGGUGGUGGUGAUGAGGGGUGGGGGAGGUGGGAGGUGUUUUACAGCUGGUGGGACCCUGGCAGGGAACCUUCAGCCCACCCUGUUCUAUACCAGGUGACAAAAAAAUUCCCUACCCUUUACCCAAAAGACAUUAAGCCAGAAACUCCAAUCCUUCAUAGCACUGAUCAAUUUCCCAUAAAAUAAUCAUGCCCUAAUUUAGACCAAAUCCCCAUUUUUCUAUUAUAUUUAGUAUCCCAUACUAAACUGUUUCACAAGGGCACAUACCUACAUAGCUAUCCAUCAUAUCAGAAGUGCCUCCUUGCUUCCCUGGAAAAGUAGUCACCAUAAAGUGCUUUUAAUAUUAAUUUUGUAAGAAUGCCGGUAGACGUUUUACUAAAUUGACGGUUACGUGGUCUUGCAUGUGAUUGCAUGGCUUUGACAGUUGACUCAAAGCUUUGCCCCUCAUCAGCUAUUUGCCAGUAGAAAUAAACAAUUGCCUUGUCUGUACAAGUGAAGGGUAAAAUGCAGACAAGCGACAUGACCUUGAAACAGCAACAUAAGGCAGCAGAAAUGGCGACAAAUGAUACAAAGAUAGGUUGCAAUAAUGUGACAACCUCAGAGAAAAGUGCAAAUACAAUAUAUAGUAAAAUGGCUUUCUUCUCAAUAUGCGAAACGACAGGUUUUGAAAAUAAGAAAAUAAGACUACGGACAUACAUAAUCUCCCUAAGAGGGCCUUAAAUAUAGCUGCCACAAGUUUUCAGUUUAUAGUGUUAACAAGAGAUUUGAUGCUGUUGAUGUUUUUGAACUUUUUUAACUAUCCUUUCUUCCUUGAUAUUCAAGGUGAAUACCUUGUGUUAGGCCACUCCAUUCAAAAGUAAACUCCUGAUCCAAAUUGUCCAUGCAUUUAACUGCAAGGGAUUCUGUUACAGUUCUAUUAGCCUUGAUUUAUCUUUGAUUUUUGAUAUUCUUCUUCUGUUCUUAUAUUUCCAGUUGUUUUAGGGGUUGCACCCUCUGACCUCCAAAAAUAUCAACCCAAUCCGAAGGGUUUGUUCACUUGCUUAGAUGGAGAGCUCAGUAUAAGCUGGAGUGCAGUUAAUGAUGAUUACUGUGACUGCAUUGAUGGUAGUGAUGAGCCUGGAACAGGGGCUUGUCCAAACAUGAGGUGGGUCUUUACUAGAGUUCCUGUGGUCACUUAUCCCAGCUAUGUCACCCCACCCCCUCAAGAGAUGGGGUGUUGAUGAGAACUGUGCUCUUUCACAGAAAAUCUUACAACUCUCUACCUACUGGUAGUCCUAGUUAAACAAUACAACAACUGUUAAUAAAACUCAGUUUUUUGAAAAUAUAGCCUUUCCUUAUUAUUAACAGUGAUGAGUUGCUUUAUGUCAGGAAGUAACUUUAACUGAUUAAAAUUUUUUGUCUUGACUUUUGUGGCCUUUAUUUAUAAGGGUGAACACCAAAAGCAAUUACUGGUGAGUGGUGAGAACACUCGCCUCCCACCUGUGUGGCGCUGGUUCAAAUCCUUGCAUCAGUGCCAUAUGUGGGAUGAGUUUGGUGUUGGUUCCUCCUUUCCCCCUGAGGUUCUCUGGUUUUCCCCUCUCCUCAUAAACCAAGAUUUCCAAAUUCCAAUUCAACCAGGAAUGGUAGACAAAGAACCACUAGGUGGAUGUGCCAGACUCAUACCCAUUCGCUAUUUGUAAGUCUUGUGAAAUGAGAAGAGAGAAGAUUCGAUGAUUUAAGUGGGGUGUGUAAGUACUCACAGGAAGGGCGAGAAAAGAGACCCCCACAUGCCUCAACCUAAUCCCAAUCUUCUUGUACCCCAGAAACACAUACUGGGUACAAGUCUGUGGUUGUGCUACCUCUAAAUGGUUAUUUAUUUGUUAAUUAUAUUACUCUUGUUUACUUUAGUUUUCUUUUUCAACAGAUUUUUCUGUUCCAGUCAACAGCAGUAUUUGCCCUCUUCACGUAUCAAUGAUGGGAUAUGCGACUGUUGUGAUGGGUCAGAUGAAUGGAAAAAACAGACAGUGAGGGGAGAUGUAUUGACAAAUCACAACUUUAACAUUAAAUAUGCCCCAUGUGUUAAUGGCUGUUAA
Molecule: messenger RNA, 2723 nt
Organism: Porites lobata
Lineage: Eukaryota; Metazoa; Cnidaria; Anthozoa; Scleractinia; Poritidae
Source: the annotation of a GenBank genome assembly